Messenger RNA from Cinclus cinclus, 1131 nucleotides. It is a transcript of the gene GDAP1L1, whose product is annotated as ganglioside induced differentiation associated protein 1 like 1. The coding region runs from base 1 to 1131 and encodes 376 amino acids. Lineage: Eukaryota; Metazoa; Chordata; Aves; Passeriformes; Cinclidae. The record is from RefSeq and is a predicted model, not a curated record. The transcript has 6 exons.
AUGGCGACUCCCAAUAAUGUUACUCCCACCAACUGCAGCUGGUGGCCCAUCUCGGCGCUGGAGAACAACGCGGGGAAAUCCACGGAGGGGGAGGAAAAUCACGACCCGACAGACCCCGCUCUCAAAUCGCAGGACAGAUUGGUUUUGUACCACUGGACCCAGUCUUUCAGCUCACAAAAGCCCUUUCUCCCCGGCUGCUUACCCCAGGUGAGGUUGGUGAUCGCAGAGAAGGGGCUGCCCUGUGAGGAGCGGGAUGUCAGCAUGCCCCUGAUGGAGCACAAGGAGCCCUGGUUCAUGCGGCUCAACCUGGGCGAGGAGGUGCCUGUCAUCAUCCACAGGGACAACAUCAUCAGCGACUACAACCAGAUCAUCGACUACAUGGAGAAGAACUUCACGGGAGAGAACGUGCCGCAGCUGAUCCCCGAGCCGGGCAGCCUGCUGCACUCUCGGGUGCUGCAGUACCGGGAGCUGCUGGACUCGCUGCCCAUGGAUGCCUACACGCACGGCUGCAUCCUGCACCCCGAGCUCACCACCGACUCCAUGAUCCCAAAGUACGCCACCGCUGAGAUCCGCAGACAUUUAGCAAAUGCCACCACGGAUCUGAUGAAGCUGGACCACGAAGAGGAGUCACAGCUAUCUGAGCCUUACCUCUCCAAGCAGAAGAAGCUCAUGGCCAAGAUCCUGGAGCACGAUAAUGUGAACUACUUGAAGAAGAUCCUUGGAGAACUUGGGAUGGUGCUAGACCAGAUUGAAGCUGAGCUGGAGAAAAGGAAAUUGGAAUACCAAGGGCAGAAGUGUGAACUUUGGCUCUGCGGAUGUGUCUUUACUUUGGCCGAUGUCUUGUUAGGAGCCACCCUGCACCGCCUCAAGUUUCUGGGACUCUCUAAGAAAUACUGGGAAGAUGGCAGCAGACCUAACCUACAGUCCUUCUUUGACAGGAUACAGAAACGCUUUGCCUUCAGGAAAGUUUUGGGAGACAUACACACCACGCUCCUCUCUGCAGUGGUACCCAAUGCCUUCAGGCUGGUCAAGCGGAAACCUCCCUCCUUCCUUGGAGCCUCCUUCCUGAUGGGAUCUCUGGGGGGAAUGGGAUAUUUUGCUUAUUGGUACUUAAAGAAAAAAUACAUCUAG